This is a messenger RNA of Drosophila obscura, 768 nucleotides long. RefSeq names its product 39S ribosomal protein L40, mitochondrial (gene mRpL40). Lineage: Eukaryota; Metazoa; Arthropoda; Insecta; Diptera; Drosophilidae. The record is from RefSeq and is a predicted model, not a curated record. The coding region runs from base 87 to 671 and encodes 194 amino acids. Gene Ontology annotation, cellular component: mitochondrial ribosome; mitochondrial large ribosomal subunit. The transcript is spliced from 3 exons.
UUCGAUGAACACUAAUAUCGAUGAUUGCGCACCUCUAAUUUACACAUUACGCAAAAGAUAGAUUUAUUUUUGUUUUUAUUAGAAAAAUGUCGCUGUUCAGCGCCUUUGCCAGAUUAGGAUUACAGAGAGGUGGCGCAGCCGGCACAGCCGUGGCGGCACGUUGCCUGCAUACAACACCUGUGCUGUGUGCCGAACCGCUGAAGAAAAAGAAGAAGCUGGACCCGCAGGUUGUCAAGCAGAGGGAGGAUCGCAGGAAAAAGAAGAUUGAGAAGCAGAUUCGCCGGCUCGAGAAGAAUGCGCGCCAGCUGAAGCCGGUGGAGGAGCUGGAGGUGCCACUGGAGCUCAUCGACGAAAAGAGCAAACGGCAGCGAAAAUUGACGCCCCUGGGCAGCGCAGAAGUGGAGGAGCGCGCCCUGCUGAAGAAGGAAUGGGCCCGCUACAAGCACGACGAGAGGGUGGCCGACUUCCAAAUCAUUGACCGCCUGGUGCAGUCGCAGAACAAGGCCCUGGAAGAGCUCCGCCGCGAGUCCGAGGAGCUGUAUCAGGCAGCCAUCGAAGUUGACCUGCAGCUGCUGCCUGUAUCGCUCAAGGGCCCCGUUGCCACCCCAGCCAUCAAGAACUACGCGAGCCCUGAUGGCGACUACAUACACCAGUCUAUGAAGUGGGAAUGAGUCCCAUUCCGUCCCGGCAUGGCUGGGUGCUGUGCAUAUUAGGGUGUUAGGUCAAAGAUUGUUGCUUACAUCAGAAAUACAAAGAAUAGUUAAUUAA